ACAAAGGAAAAAGAUGAGAAAAAUGAGAGAAAAAUUCGGGGGCCUUUUUUCAAUCGAUGAAAUCGGAUCCUCGUUGAGUUUCCGAAUUUAUAGAAAUUCAAUAAUUCUCAUUCGGGAGUACAACCUGUCGGCAAUAUCGGCGGAGUUAAGGGUGGCCGGAGAAGAGGAUCUAAAACGACACCCAACCCCCAAUUGUAUUUUUGAACAAGUGACGAGAAACGCAGGCGCUGCAACGAUCAAUAAACACACGAAGUCGAGGGCAAGAUAACAGUAGCUUACAGGUUCGCAGAUAGUAAGCGUAUUUUUUGAAAAAAUAAAAAGCAGGCACCGGCUCAACUUGUGAGGCUGCAAAGCAGCUCCUGCAGCAUGCAACCGCCUCCAAGAAAAGGAAAUUAUGCAAAGUUUCUCAAAAAUGUACACGCAGAACAGGCCGCGAAAUUGCAGGCCAAGAAUCAACACGAGUGCGACCUGUUGGAGGAUAUCCGUAAUUUCACCAUAAAAAAGUCAGCCAUUGAAAAAUCCUACUCGGAGGCGUUGCUGAAGAUAUCCUCGGCAUAUCUAAACAAGAAGAUUCCAAACAUUCCUGACAUUAAGAUCGAUGGAGCGGAGGAAAAAUGGAAUAUGUGGAAUGUCUGGAGAACUGUUCUGGAGGAAAACGAGAAACUUGCUCGGGCUCGACUCGCUGCCGUGGAGGUUUUUCAGCAACAAAUUGCUGACGAUGCCAAGGUCCUGCGAAUGCACAAGCUUCAAAUUUCCAAGAAGGCCAUCGAUCAAUUAAUGAUAGUACAAAAGGAGCUGCAAACGUGUGUGCAAGAUGUGGAUAAGACGAAAAAAUUGUACUUUGAUGAAGAGCAUUGUGCGCGGGACGUUCGUGACAAAGCAAAGGAUAUUGAGGAAAAACUCAAGAAAAAGAAGGGUUCCUUUUUUCAAUCUAUCACAACAUUGCAAAAGAACAGUGCCAAGGUGAGUUCAAAACGAGAUGCUUUAGAGGAGAAAUCGACAGGAGCUCGUAACGAUUAUUUGUUGAGUUUGGCUUCUGCAAAUGCGCAUCAGAACAGAUAUUUUGCAAUCGAUUUGCAAAAUACAAUGCAGUAUUUAGAGCAAGGUGUAUACGACAAAGUAGCCGAAUAUUUGACACUUAUGGGCCGUACAGAACUUUUAACUUGUAUGGCAAAGCAAAAUAGUUAUGGAAUAAUUCGCGACCAAGCACAACAGCUAACUAGGGAAUACAAUAUUAAAUGUUGUUGCUUGUAUUAUCCUGUAUUGAAGCAACACAUUCAAUAUGAAUACGAGGCAUGCGACAACGACCCCUUUGACAAAGUGACUGCCGAUCAUUCAGCUGCAUCAUCCUUAGGAAAAGAAGCUCGUCGUUGGGCAACGAGAAUAGCUCGAGAAGUUGGUAGUAUUAGAGAAAAUAAUAGAAAAUUACAAGUUCUUUAUCAACUUAAAGAAUCGGGACAAAAGACCGAUCCGAAUGAUCCGAACGGCCCCGACAUUGACACCAAGAUAGAUGACAUGAAGCACAAUGUUCGACGUGCCGAGACGGCAAAAAUGAAAGCAGAAGCCAGAUUAGAAUGUCUUCGUAGUGGAGGAGUUAACGUAGAUGAAUUCAUGCAAGAAGUGGAAACGUUGAACGUUCAAGACAUCCCCCGGUCAGCGAGUUCACUCUCCGUACGCACAGACGCUUCCGGAACUGCGGAGCAUCCAUCAUCGGAUUCAUUCUACGAUAGUGACGGCGAUGCUGGAAGUGAUUUAACAACUGUCGAGAGACCAGGAAGUACGCACACUUCCGCGCAGCAAGAUGAAGAUAUUAUCGAAGACAGACAGAGGCACGAUAGUUCGGAAGUUAAUGCUCUAUUAGAACAAGAACAGCAACGAAUAGAAGAUAUUACUGCUGGUUGGGAUGAUCCGGCAAAUCUAGACUGGAGCAAGUUGGAUGAAGAUGAAUCGGCCACAACACAAGAUUCAGCCGAUGUGCCUUCUAAUCAACAAAUUUUCAAGUGCACAGCUCUUUACUCGUACAAUGCACAAAAUCCGGAUGAAUUGACUAUAGUUGAAAGUGAACAAUUAGAAGUAGUUGGCGAGGGCGAUGGCGACGGAUGGUUGAGAGCUCGAAAUUAUCGAGGCGAGGAGGGAUUUGUACCGCAAAACUAUCUUGACGUCGAAAGAGAGCCCGAGACACAAAGUAGUCUUGUUUCACAUGGACCAGGAUUGGUGCAGCAAAUUUCGUUUUCAUCCGUUGAUUACACAAUUGACGAUCACGACGCUGUUGAUCCUGAUGCACACAUACAGACAACUGCUCAAGAUUCGUUUGUACAAAAUCAUAUAGGUACUGAAGAAGAAUUUUGCAUUGCUCUGUAUGACUAUGAUGCUACUUGUGACGAGGAACUCACUUUCGUCGAAGGCGAAAUUAUCAAAGUAUUGAGAAAAGAACCACACGACGUUGAUGACGGUUGGUGGGAAGGUGAAUUACGAGAUCAAAAAGGCCUAUUUCCAUCUUUAGUCGUAGAACCUUGCGCCCCAGAUGGAUCACCUUUGUCGGCAUUAGAAGACGAUGAUGAAACACCGCCAACUAGUUUUGCACCUCCCCCCGAACACACACCACCUGAAAUUCCGGACUACAUUUUAACCGAUGAAUUCGAAAACUCGGAAUUGAAUGAUUCAGGAGGCGAUCAACCAGUUUUUGUAAGUGAGAGAUCAGGCUUCGCAAUAAAUCUCACGAGGAAUCAGAAAGAGCAAUACGUUAUGCAAUUCGAUGACGAUGAGAAGGUCGAAGCUCCGGGAAUAACAGUAGAGGAAGCUAAAGAAGAAUCAAAUACUACAGUCGAAAAGACAAAAAAGAAGGCAGCGAAGAAAAGCGAAGACUCAAAUAAUAUUGGUCUCGGAGUAGCACAAAUUGUCAUUACAGCUGCGACUCCAAUGGAGGAAAUCGAGCAUCCUUUCCCCGGCGAAGACAAGGCGGACAAGGGCGACGAGGAAAAGGACACAGAAAAAGAAACCGUACAAGAAAAGAUCGUGGAAGCCAAAGAAGAAAAAGUUGAAGAAGAAAAAGUCGAAAGCGAAGUUAAACCAGACGAACCAAAACCACCAGAUGUCGACGAAAUCGAAGAAAAAGUCGACGAUCUACCAGCAGAUUCGGGACCAUUUCCGGUGAGCAGCAGUUCAGGUAGCGAUGGCGCCGAGUCCAUAUCCGGACCAAGUACCGCGGAAAAUUCCCAAUCACUACCAGCGCGCGCUGCUGUCGUCGAAACCGAAGCACAACCCGAAACUGAAACCGCCGAAUCGCCGGAUAUAAUACCAAACAAAAUGCUAGUUGGCGGGAGAGCGAGUAUUCCCGACGAAUUACAACCUGAUCAACUGGAGAAGCUACAAAGCCUAAAAGAGUCUAACGCCUAGGAUUGACAGAACCUCGGAGAAAUUGACUGUUACGCCUUAACAGAUAAAUGGGCUCUUCCAAUAAAUCAUCGGAACAAAUUCCAACAUCUCUUGGAAUUUUGGAAUUCUCCAGAGGUCAUCAUUGCGAAAAAAGACUAAUCUUGCUAAAAAAAAAUAAACUGACAACAACUGGAUAUUUUUAUGUUGAUAUUAUUAUGUACACAAUUUUUGCUAGGCAAUUAACUUCUAGUAAAACUACCUAAGUAAGUUGCGAUUUUUGCAACAAGAUUUACAAAAGCAAUUAUGUACAGCCAUAGGGUAACAAAAAAAAUAUAUAUAUUAUACAUAUUAAAAACAAAACGACUCGUCGAUACCUGUAAUAGCGGAACUUGCGUCGUUCAUGUAAAUUAUAGAGAAUUACAAGAAUGUUGCAUGGAAAUGAA
Molecule: messenger RNA, 3818 nt
Organism: Leptopilina heterotoma
Lineage: Eukaryota; Metazoa; Arthropoda; Insecta; Hymenoptera; Figitidae
Product: protein nervous wreck
Exons: 22
Coding region: 367-3396 (1009 amino acids)
Biological process (GO): neuromuscular synaptic transmission; regulation of actin filament polymerization
Cellular component (GO): recycling endosome; neuromuscular junction
Molecular function (GO): protein binding
Source: RefSeq, a predicted model, not a curated record